AUGGCGCGCCGUCGCGGGCUGCCUGCCGCCAAGCACCUGACUUCUCCGAGCACGCCGGGAAAAUCUCGUUCUCGACGUUCAAAGUCGUCCAAAUCUUAUGGACGCAACUACAUGAACGACAAGACGGGCGUUAUGGUGAAUGGUUCGCUGGGCACGAAGCAUGCGGCGGAGUCGACUCCCAAAGGCGCUUUCUCACCGCCUCCACGACAGCUUAUGACUCCACGAGCUACACAAUCGACAAGUACCGACGACCAUAACGAAGAUUACGAUUCAUCCUUUUCCGAAACUGCAGAAAAGCUAUUAUCACCACGGUCCAAAAGUAUUGAGGAUUUACGGACCGCCUACCGGCAAACCACCGAUACGUAUAAUACAGUCACCAGGAUAUUAUACCCGCAGCUACUUUCAGAGGACAGGAUAGAUGCUCACCGGACAAUUCUCCUACUGGAGUUAAACCUUGCGCGAACAAAGCUUGCGCUUGAGUACAGAACAUCCCACUACGAAAUCACUCGGAACGACCAGCCGUGGAGCUCUUUACUACCCAAAUUAGCCGUCACCAAAGGCUGGCUCGAAGAGUGCGUCCACCGAAUUGAGGAUCCCUCGUCGCGCCCUCAUUGCAAGGAUGGUAAUAUCUUCUUCGAAUUGUCGCAUUAUUUCCUUGCCAUCAUCAUCAAACAACACCAAGGCUCGCUAUUCGAAGGACGGCAACUACCCUCUGAGGAUGACAUCUUUGAGGUUUUCCAGAGAGCCGAGCCACGAACACGGAAAUCUGGUCUUGGACCAACCCUGGAAAAGCUGAUCGGUGUGGACAAUCUCGAUCCGGAACUCCUGCCGGCAGUCUUGUUGCAGCUUGAACGCAGAUUAGCUUCUCAUACAGAGACAAACACGAUAGACUGGCCUGCUCCGGAAGAAAUGGUCUCUGUUGAUUCUGAAAGACGAUUGGCUCUCAGACAGCAAAUAUCAGAGCUGGAGUCGUACGUGGAGCAGAAUCAAAACCAAUUUCAUGACUCGCUGGACGUUGAUACGAUCGAGCAUGAGCUUGACUCGGGUUCAAAAGCGCCAACACACAUUACGCCGCAUGAUAAUCUAGAGGAUCCGGAGAAUAAUGAAGAAUCGCGACAACACUGGAACGCCGAUGUCUUAACGACUGACGAUGUGAAUAUGGACGAUAACACGGAUGACAGCAUUGAUCAGGAUGAAUGGGUAGCCAGCGACUUUGUACUUGAUCUGCGAGAAGUUGAUCCAGUAAUCUUGUCUGCAAAAGACAAGGCAAGAAGAGAUUCACCUUUGAGGAAAGAUGCAGAAGCAGAAGCAGCUGCAAGAUCUUCUCAGCCAUCUUAUGUUCAAACACAAGACGUAUUAACUGGUUCGAGCCACUCUCCUCUUUCCGAAGAGCAGCACGACCAACCGAAGCAGCACCUGGAUCCCACCAACUUUUCGAGACGACAACGAUACGAGCUCAUGGCGGGACGCGAGCUGUCUUGUGAUACCUCACAGAUGAACUCUUCUCCUUGGUCUUCCAGUCAACCGGACUUGCAAACUAAUGGACCAGAACCUGUAGCAGAUCAGACCUUGCUCUCUGACCUACCUGAUUUCGACGAAUUGAUGGAAGAUGUGCCUGAUGAAGAGAGCCCCUCACAGCAACAAAUGGCCUCACAACGACAGAUACAUCCCGCGGCUCUUCAACACCCUAUUGACGACACGAUCUUUGUGAGUGACGAUGAAGAAUUGCCGCCAGAUUCAAACCCUUGGCUUGCAGCUGUACGGGCUAGGACAUCUACGACAUCGUCGGUAUCAAACACACCAAUACCCAGCCCACCCACCAAAUCACAAGCUCCUCGGCGUACUGGAUCACGCAAGAGCGAACCAAUUGUCCUAAUCGACUCUACCGCUCGAUCAAGCCAACGAUCACGGAUCUCCGACUCCAUGUUUGUGAGCGAUGACGAAUUUGACGAACGACCAGCGAGUUCGAAUCCUCAUCUGGCAGCUGCAAUGCGACGGAUGGCAGGUAGAGCAUCUCAGACCAAUACCCCGACCUCCAGCGCUUCAACAAGCAGGACAUCUACGCCGAAGCUUCCUCCUCAUCUGGCGCCUGUGCGCAGAGCAGCUCAUCGCAAAUCUCUGGACCCAUCAUCACAGAUCCCGACGGCUGAGGAAAGGGAGAUAUUGGAUCAAACAGAAUAUCCCGUCGUUGAUAUUAUUAACGAAAAGACUGUCAGUGGCGAGAAGAAGUAUUUGAUCAAAUGGAAGCCCAUUCAUGGCAGAGAGUUCAUGGAUACCUGGGAGCCAGCGGAGAAUGCAAAUGCAUUGGCAGUGAGAGACUGGGAGCGGAUGAAGAAGAGAAAAGCGCAUAUGAAGAAGAAAUUUACCAAGAAAGUCGUAGAGGCUUCAUCACAGCAUCAGCGUGAGCCAUCGCCUGAACUUGGUGAAGAAGAUACCACAAUGUUCUUUGUCGAAACGAAUGGCAACAAAUCAGCUAGGUUCGUUCCCACUCCUCGCGUCAUUUCAUCAUCACCAGCAAGCUUAUCAACGGACCAAGUUCUGUCUCAUGACCGUAGCAAUAUGAUCAAUAGAGAUGACCAGAUCGCAUCAAACGCUAAGCCAACCUCCGGUCCUGCAACAGAGCGAUUGCUCAGGCCGACAAUCAGGUAUGCCGCUCAACCUAUUCAGAUCGUCGCCGUCUCUCCCGAGCCGGUACCCAACCCAACAUCCCGACCUUCUGCCCACAUCGCUGUUGCAUCUGAGCCGAUAUUAACUCAUGCAUCAGAGGCAGCACCUGGCUCGGCGCAAAAAGGCGUCGGGAACUACUGGGGGAAAGGCAAACAUCCCACACAAGCACAGCAGCGUGCAAGAAUGCGGGAAAAACGGGCGGAGAGGAGAGCUGCGAAGGCAGAGACACUGGCCAACGUGACGGACGAACAGAGAGCUGCUGAUGCACGCAGCAAGGCUAUGCACAAAAAGUCAAAGAAGGAGAGGAGAAGGACUAGAGCGGAGAGAUAUGCAGCUCUGCCGCAGGAAGAGAAAGACAGGGUGGAUGGCUGGAUAGCGUGGAAGAGGGGUCUGAGGGCAAGGAUCAAGGAAGACAAGAAACGAGCAAAGGCUAACAAAGCCAGGAAGAUGGAAGCUGCGGCGCAGAAGGCUGCCGCUACAUCGUAG
Aureobasidium melanogenum CBS 110374 is the source of this 3153-nucleotide messenger RNA. RefSeq lists its product as uncharacterized. The record is from RefSeq and is a predicted model, not a curated record. The transcript has a single exon. The coding region runs from base 1 to 3153 and encodes 1050 amino acids. Lineage: Eukaryota; Fungi; Ascomycota; Dothideomycetes; Dothideales; Saccotheciaceae.